AUGGAUGGGGCCUCGUUGUCCCCUCCUCGAUCCCCAGGAGUCUCCGACACCAACGGCCCAGCAAAAGACCUCGCCGAACAGCUUAGAAAUGCUCGAAUCGAAGACAUUGGAGGCAAUUUCCAUUUCUAUAUCUCACGACAAACGACGCACGAACUCAUCAACAAAAGUACCGUCACAGACAUUCUUGCCCAGCAUAUCAAAGAUCAAAAGGUUCUACAGCGAACCGCCAGGAAAACUUGCAGACGCGGGAAAGCCCUAUUUGCCAUUCUCGUGCUGGUUGGGAAGGAAGCUGAGAUAGAGCUGUUCUUCAAGGAAAACAUCCUCGAUGACCAGCUUCCCCUUCGACGACGUGAUCAAGAUAACGAAUUCAACCUCUGGACGGAGGACGGGAAACCGGUGACGGCCACUGGACAUUGGAAGAGCAAACAUCGAGAGAAGCUCUACUCGUUCCAAUGGUGGUUCCUGGCGACCGUCUUUGAGGAUCUCAGGCAUUACGAGCUUUCCAAUAAUGCCAGUUUACCCACCGUGCCGUUGCUACCAGAAGAGAGCCAUCUAGUCCCGCUGAGUGGCGGAUUCAGCGAUGUAUUUUUUGUCCGUUUUCAUCCCGCGCAGAUGGAAUGGAGCGAAGUCGUCGAUCUGGACUCCAAAGGACCACUGUGUGCAGUGAAACGCCUCCACCAGUCCGACCAAGACGAAUUCGAACGAGAACAACAAAUCCUCUUCCGGCUGACCCCCAAGAAAGACCGCCAUCUCAUCAAGCUGCUGUCCACCUUCCGAAAAGACGGGAAAUGGCACCUGAUCUUCCCCUUUGCCGACUCCAACCUGCGUGCAUACUGGGAUUGCCGUCCUAUUCCUGAUUUCGACCGAGAUACCGUCCUUUGGUCCCUCACGCAGAUGACUGGCAUCGCAGGUGCUCUCGCGAGGAUACACAAACUCACCAUCACGAUCAACGUCACCGAUCAUGAUCAAGUGGAUUCACCCAACGGCACCACCACCCGCAACAACAAGAAACGGUAUGAAACACUCUACGGUCGGCAUGGAGACAUCAAACCGGAAAACUUCCUCUGGUUCCAGCAUGCUAUCGGCGUCACCGACCCAAGAGGAGUUCUCCAACUGGCCGACUUUGGCCUGGGACGACUACAUGGCCAACACAACUCUCGAGGGCAAACACCCACCAACGACGUGCCUUGCUCGCCGACCUACGAGCCCCCCGAAUAUAGGAUUGGGAAAUAUGUCUCCCAGGCCUAUGACAUGUGGAGCUUCGGCUGCGUCCUGUUGGAAUUCGUGACAUGGCUCGUUCUCGGUGCGGAGGAGGUUUACAACUUCGCCGACUAUCGUGGUGAACUCUCCCCUCGCACCGGGAUCAACGACGACAACUUCUACACCAUUACCUCGGACACGACAGCAAUGGUCCGAACAAAGGUUCUCGACUGGGUGAAUCAGCUGCAUCGCCACAAACGCUCUUCACGACUCAUGCAUGAUCUUCUUAAUCUUAUCACAGAGCAUCUGAUUGUGGUUGAACCGAGCGCCCGAAUCGAAUCAAAGAAACUGUACCAAGAGUUGAACCGAGUGCUCAAUAAAGCUACUAAGAAUGAUGACUACGCCUUGACACCAAUGCCAACCUGCCAUGAUCAAUGCGCAAUGAAGUAG
Messenger RNA from Aspergillus glaucus CBS 516.65, 1650 nucleotides. Its product is annotated as protein kinase domain-containing protein. Lineage: Eukaryota; Fungi; Ascomycota; Eurotiomycetes; Eurotiales; Aspergillaceae. Bases 1 to 1650 code for a protein of 549 amino acids. The record is from RefSeq and is a predicted model, not a curated record. Gene Ontology annotation, molecular function: ATP binding; protein serine/threonine kinase activity. Gene Ontology annotation, biological process: peptidyl-threonine phosphorylation; peptidyl-serine phosphorylation. The transcript has 2 exons.